AUGGCUUCUACAUCCUUAUCAGACCAACACAACGCUUUCUCUGGAAUUGAACCUCCCAACAAAAGGAGAAAAGUGGAAGAAUCUUUCAGACUCUUCGAUGUGUUCAUCAACCACAGAGGCCCCGAUGUCAAACAAACUUUGGCUAAUCAGCUUUACAGCUCACUUGAGCAGCUGGGAAUACGGGCAUUUCUGGAUUCCGAAGAGAAAGAACUUGGAACUUCUUUUCCUUCUACUAUUGAGACUGCCAUCCAUUCUGCUUCGGUACACUUAGCCAUCUUUUCCAAAGGAUAUGCACAUUCCCCUUGGUGUCUGACCGAGCUGGUUCUCAUGUUACAGAGUAGAGCUAAGAUUAUUCCCCUCUUUUAUCAAAUGGAACCCUGGGAACUCCGUCAUAUCGAAAAAGGGGUGUAUGCUGGUGCAUUUCUUAAAUAUGAAGAGAAGGGCAGAUAUACCGAGAAGAUCAGCGAGUGGAAGGAAGCCCUUCAAUCAGUUUCAUGUACUACAGGCUACGAGUUCAAGGAUCCAAAGUUAACUCAAAAAAAAUUCUCUUCCAGUUCCAGUGACUGCAAGGAAAUAGUGUCCGCUGUCGAAAAAGAAGUAAAGAGGACAAAACAUUUGUAUGUUGCGAAACAUCCAGUAGGACUUCAGAAGCUUGUAAAGGGUUUUGAAAGGAAGUGCCUUCGUCAUCUUGUUCAAGAAUUUGAGAGCCAGUGCGGAAUGAGUGGAGCAGCAAAAGAGAAGGUUAAUGUCGUUGGCAUUUCCGGUAUGGGUGGGGUUGGAAAGACGACUCUUUCCAAGGAGUUGUUUAACCAAAAGAGAUCAGAAUACACAAGAGCAUGUUUUCUGUUUGACGUUCCGGAAGCCUCUGCCAAGGCUGAAUUUCCUAGUUUGCAAAGUACACUGCUCAAAGAACUCUUCGAUGAAGAUCACAGAUUUCGAAGUCUUGAGGAAGGGACAAGCUGUCUGAAGGAUCGUUUUGAAAGGAGCGGGUCUUUGAGUUUCAUAAUUUGUUUAGAUAACAUCGAUCAUGUGGAACAGUUAGAUGCUCUAAUAGCCCUAGAUAUAUUAAAUAAGUAUAAUAAUAAGCUGGUGAUUAUUACAACCCGUGAUGUAGGGGUCCUUGCAACUGCAGGAAUUGCGAAUGUUUAUCAAUUAAAAGGAUUGGAUAGAGAAGAUGGGAAGGAGCUGUUUUGCUGGUAUGCUUUUCGCCAAUCCCAUCCGUGUAGUGGAUACGAAGAUCUAGUGGAGACCUUCGUAAACAAGUGUGGAGGCUUGCCUCUGUCUCUUCAAGUUCUGGGCCGGCACGUUUCUGGUAAAGAUCCACGAUAUUGGAGGGAAGAAUUGAAAAGAGUCAGUAAGACGCUGCCCACAGAUGUAAAGAAGAGGCUGAAGAUAAGCUUUGAUUCAUUACAUAAUGAAGAGAAACAAAUUUUCAUAGAUGUAGCAUGCUUUUUCAUCGGCCAAUCAAAGAGUAUGGCCAUGACCAUAUGGGAGGGUUCUGGAUGGUGCUCUCAUCAUGCUUUGGAAACACUAAAAGAUAAAUGUCUUCUGGAGGAAGUUUACUUAAGGGAUCGGCCUUUCCUGGAUUGGAAAUCGAAAUCUGGUCGGGACGGAGUUGUUUUCAGAAUGCAUGACCACCUGCGGGACUUAGGAAGAGAGAUGGCAAAUGAACUGAGCAAUCCUCGUCGUGUGUGGCAUCCCCAAGAUCUUAAAUCUCUGGAAUUAAAGGGAUUCCACAACAUCUUAGCUCAAACCAAGGGCAGGUGUUUCCACACCAUUUCGGAUGAAUCCAUGGAGUGUCAAAUUAUAUACUUUAUAAGGGAGUCUGAAGACAGUUCUGAUACUCCUCUGCUAUGGCUUCAGCUUCAAUACCCGAACUGGCCUCAAGAUCACUUGAAUUCAGCUAUAAAGACAAGCAUUCCUUCAUGGAUUCCUCUUCAAAACUUGUUGUAUUUAAGAAUCAACGGUGGAUGUUUCCAAAGACUGUGGCAGAGUCAUAUGCAGGCCCCCUCUCAUUUAAAAGAGUUGCAUAUUGGUAAAACUUUUCUGGAAGAGUUUCCAGAUUUGUCGGGAAAAUCAAAUAAUAUGGAAAAGGUAGUUUUACAUGCUAAGGAAUUUCAAAUGGAUAUUUGGUCUUUAUUGGGAUCUAUAGGAAUGAAUCUCCAUAGUUUAAAUGUGAUGGGCUUGGAAUUAACAGGGGACCUGGCAUCCAGUGAUACUUCAGACAGGACUACUUUUAAGUCCUUAGUUAUCUAUGAUUUCAAACUACCUUGGGAGAUGGAAGUGGCUUUGACUAAUGAGGGGUGGUCUAGAACAAUAAUGAGUGGAUUCGAAAGUUUUGAGAUUAAAGGCCGUAAUCUUGUAACGAAGAUUUUAAUUACUGGCAAUUGCUGUCAACGUCUACAAUCUCUCAAAAUUUCUCAAAUGGAAGAUCUUAUUGAAGUGGAUUUGGCAAGGAUAAGGACAUUGAAUUUUCUUGAGAUUACAGACUGUAAAAAAUUGAAAAGAUUGUCACUAACACCUGAUCUUUCAAAGCUUUUAGAAUUGAAUACUGUGUUUUGUUCAAAUUUGGAGAGAGUGUCAGGGAUACCAGAUCUUACAAAACUAAUAUGCUUGUACAUCAAAGGUUGUCCUGAGCUUGAGGAGCUGCCAAGUCUUGCCAGACUCAGCUGCUUGGAGCAAAUUGAGAUUCACUCCUGUAAGAAGCUAGAGAAUAUUACGUUGCCAAUGGCUGCCACCAGGUUGGAGAAAAUUGAGACUUACUCCUGUAAGAAGCUGGAGAAUAUUGCGUUGCCAAUGGCAGCGACCAGGCUGUCUAUAACAAGUUGUAGAGAUUUGCAAAGAGUUGAUAUUACAAAGCUUACAAAGUUGUACAUUUAUAAUUGUUCUCAGCUUGAGGAGUUGUCAAGUCUUUCCAGACUUCCCAACAUCAGUCGUCGACCGGAUGUACAAACAUGCAAAGAUUUGCAAAGAGUAGCAGGUACUGGUGAGCUUACAAAGCUUACGAGGCUGAUUAUUGCACACUGCCCUAAGCUUGAGGAGUUGCCAAUACUUCCCAGAGUGAGUUGCUUGAAGCAAAUUGAGAUUUCCUCCUGUGAGAUGGUAAGGAACAUUACAUUGCCAACAACAGUCAUCGAGUUGUGUGUACAAAUGUGCAGAGCUUUGCAAAGAAUAGCAGGAACUGGCGAUCGUACAAAGCUUACACGGCUGAUUAUUGCACAUUGUCCUAUGCUUGAAGAGUUGCCAAGUCUUUGCAGAGUGAGCUGUUUGGAGCAAAUUGUGAUUGACCCUUGUGGGAAGCUAAAUAACAUUACAUUGUCAACAAUAGUCAUCAAGCUGUCUGUACAAACCUGCAGAGAUUUGCAAAGAGUAGCAGGAACUGGUGAUCUUCCAAAGCAGUACAUUAAUGAUUGUUCUCAGCUUGAGGAGUUACCAAGUCCUUCCAGAUCGAGUUGCUUGGAGAAAAUAGAGAUUGACUGCUGUGAAAAGCGAGAGAACAUUACAUUGCCAACGACACUCAUCAGCCUGUCUGCACGAAGUUGCAUAGGUUUGCAAAGAGUAACAGCUACCGGUGAUCUUACAAAUCUGACACGGCUGAUUAUUGCAUACUGCCCUAAGCUUGAAGAGUUGCCAAGUCUUUGCAGAGUGAGCUGUAUGGAGCAAAUUGUGAUUGACUCUUGUGGGAAGCUAAAGAACAUUACAUUGCCAACAACACUCACUAGCCUGUCUGCACGAAGAUGCAGAGAUUUGCAAAGAGUAGCAGUUACGGGGGAUCUUAUAAUGCUUACAAGAUUGAUUAUAGAAGAGUGUCCUGAGUUGGAGGAAUUGCCAAGUCUUUGCAGGGUUAGCUGCUUGGAGAAAAUUGUCAUUGACUCUUGUGGGAAGCUAAAGAACAUUAUAUUGCCAGCGACACUCGUCAGCCUGUUUGUACGAAGAUGCAGAUGUUUGCAAAGAAUAGUAGUUACCGGUGAUCUUACAAAGCUUACACUGUUGUACAUUGAAAAGUGCCCUGAGCUUGAGGAGUUGCCAAGUCUUUGGAGAGUCGGCUGCCUGGAGCAAAUUGGAAUUAGCUUCUGUGAGAAGAUAGAGACCAUUGAAUUGCCAACAACACUCAUCAGCGUGUGUGUACGAAGUUGCAGAGGUUUGCAAAGAGUAGCAGUUGCCGGUGAUCCUACAAACCUUACACAGAUGAUUAUUGCACACUGCCCUAAUCUUGAGGAGUUGCCAAAUCUUGGCAGAGGGAGCAGUUUGGAGAAAAUAGAGAUCGACUCGUGUGAGAAGCUAGAGAACAUUAUAUUGCCAAAAGCACUCAUCAGCCUCUCUGCACAAAGAUGCAGAGAUUUGCAAAGAGUAGCAGUUACCGGUGAUCUGACAAAGCUUACAGAGCUGAUUAUCGCACAGUGCCCUAAGCUUGAGGAUUUGCCAAGUCUUUGCAAAGUCAGCUGCCUGGAGAAAAUUGUCAUUGACUCCUGUGGGAAGCUGCAGAAAGUACCAGAGUUGCAUGCAUCAGAAUAUAUGAAACUUCGUUAUUGCAGUAACACAGUUAUACGGAAUUGCAUUCAUAAUUUGAAGAGUGUACCACAGAAAAUGGAUAUGAUUGGAAGAGCAGUGGAUGGAGCGGUGUUAAGAUUUAAUCAAAAUAUGUUUUGUGAUGCCAAUAUUGGCAUUGAUCGAGUGAUUGAAAUUGGUGCUCUAGAGGAAACAUAUCUUCCAAAGCGGUUAGAGUUGAUUGCAGUUAUUGCAUGCUUUAUCGUUAUGGUCGACGGCUGUCCUUUGGUGGGGGAUAUAAAUGAAUCACUUUCACAGUGGCUAGGCGGAGCCUUCCCGAGGGCUAGGCAGAGCAGAGCUAUGUGGUCAGGUGGCGGAGGAGGUGAGGUCAGGUGGCGGAAGCCGGGGGCGGGGUGGCCGGGCGGCGGCGGAGGUCGGGUCGGGCGGUGGAAGCCGACAGUGCGGAGGUCGGGUGGCAGAGGAGGCUGGCCCGGGCAGUGGCCACUGGGGUGGCGGGGUCAGCAGGCGGCGUUGGCGGCGGUUGGCAAGAGGCUGCUGGUGGCGGUGCAUGGCCGCCAGAGAGGGUCGGGUCGGCGGGGAGAGGGAGCCGACAGGUGGCCGGGCCGGAGGGGGUUGGGAGCUGAGCGGUGGCUGGAGUUGGGUGGAGGUGAGCUACGGUGGUGGCGGUGCUGCAGCAGCAGCCGGGAAGUAGCGGUGACCAGGGUUCCAGUGGCGGUCAGGGAGCUAGAGGUAGCCGGAGGUUGCAGCGACCGACGGGAGCAGCACUGUCGCCAAAGGGGGUUGAAAGGUGGCCGAGCCGGCGGGGGCUAG
This is a messenger RNA of Cryptomeria japonica (Japanese cedar), 5319 nucleotides long. RefSeq names its product disease resistance protein Roq1-like. NCBI's taxonomy places the organism in Eukaryota, Viridiplantae, Streptophyta, Pinopsida, Cupressales, Cupressaceae. Gene Ontology annotation, molecular function: ADP binding. Gene Ontology annotation, biological process: signal transduction; defense response. The record is from RefSeq and is a predicted model, not a curated record. The coding region runs from base 1 to 5319 and encodes 1772 amino acids. The transcript is spliced from 8 exons.